Harmonia axyridis is the source of this 1253-nucleotide messenger RNA. RefSeq names its product proteasome subunit beta type-2-like. The record is from RefSeq and is a predicted model, not a curated record. Bases 131 to 997 code for a protein of 288 amino acids. Gene Ontology annotation, molecular function: aspartic endopeptidase activity, intramembrane cleaving. The transcript has 4 exons. Gene Ontology annotation, biological process: proteasomal protein catabolic process. NCBI's taxonomy places the organism in Eukaryota, Metazoa, Arthropoda, Insecta, Coleoptera, Coccinellidae. Gene Ontology annotation, cellular component: membrane; proteasome core complex; nucleus.
CUAUGGUGUUUAUGUUUGUCGGGAUUCGGGCAAUCCUACUACUACUCAAACGUCAAAAGUCAUAACCGUUCAUUACAAAGCACUUUUGAAUAGUUUUUGAAAUAUAGUUGUAUUUUACAUUCAAAAGAAAAUGGAAUGUCUUAUAGGAAUAAGAUGUAGAGAUUUUGUCAUGCUAGCUGCUGAUAUGACUAAUGCUCAUAGCAUUAUGGUAAUGAAGACAGAUGAAAAUAAAUUGUUCAAACUAUCGAACAAAUUGGCAUUAGCAGUAUCGGGAGAACAAGGAGACUGUGUUCAAUUCGCAGAAUAUAUAGCUAAAAAUAUUCAGCUCUACAAAAUGAGAAAUACUCAUGAACUGAGUCCCAAAGAAGCUGCUAAUUUCACACGUAGAACAAUGGCAGAAACCCUGAGAAGCAGGAGUCCCUAUCAUGUUAAUCUACUAAUGGGAGGAUAUGAUGACGAAAAAGGAACUCAACUUUUCUAUAUGGAUUAUCUUGCAUCCUGCUCUUCCUUGGAUUAUGCUGCUCAUGGGUAUGGUGGCUAUUUCUCUAUAGCAAUUUUGGAUAGGAACUAUAAAGAAAAUAUGACCAAGGAAGAAGCCUAUGAUCUAAUGAAGAAGUGUGUACAGGAAGUUCAUAAAAGGUUAAUCAUUAACUUGCCCAACUUCAAGGUCCAAAUUAUCAAUCAAAAUGGAAUUCAGGAUUUACCUAAUAUCACCCCAAACAACCAUAGUCUGAAGCGCAAGACAAAAACAUAUUUCCAUGCCACCUGUUUCGCCUAUUUUGUGGGAUUAAUGGCAACCAUAUUUGUAAUGCACAUUUUCAAGCAUGCACAACCUGCCUUAUUAUAUUUAGUACCAGCUUGUCUUGGAACGCCCAUAUUACUUGCGAUUGUUAAAGGUGACCUGAAGACAUUAUUCAAAUAUGAAGAUACACCUGAGAAUGAAAAGUCUGAACAAGAUGAUAAACAAGUAAAAUCUGAAGUGAAAAAAGUAAAAUAAAAUGUCUAUAGUUUGUAUGAGGAACAAAAUGCUUCUUCCUUAAAAAUAAACUGUUCCAUUUCGAUCCUGAUUAGCACAAACUUAAUUUUAUUUAUUCUGUUAAAAGUAAUUUGGAUAUAUAUAUACAUAUAGGUAUACACUCGAUAUGUGAAGGAAUUAUAUACAUUGUUUUAUAUAUUUAUUCAGGAACCAUCUUUUUAUUAUAUUUUUUUUAGAUAAAUGCAGAAAUUCUUGUUAUUAAACAGACAAUUUGAAA